UAAGAAGAAAAAAAUUGAUUUGUGACUUGUGUCAAUGACAGAAUUUGUUUUUUUUACAUGGGUGUUGAAAUCAAAUUAUUUUCGAUUGAUUAACCUUGCUCGUUGAUUAGUGCCAAGCUGUUGAAGCAAUAAAGACUUUAUAAUAUUUCAUUUGUCAUAUCAAUAAGCAGAAGUGCAAGUUGUCCACUUGAAUCUGAGAAUUUUUUUAGUUUUUUUUUCAUGAGAAUUUGAACUGUGACUUUGACAUUUCGUCUCAUCCCAAAAGACAACAAAAAAACAUACGCAAGAUUAUAAAUUUUACAAGAGAAAAGAGCAAAAGGCACGGAAUAAGGAAACGUUCUUCGAAUAUAUAUAUAUAUAAAAAAAAAUUGCGGUUGUUUAUUGCUCGCCGCUCUUUUAGCAGCUUUGAACAAUAAAUCCAUCGAUUGAUAACAACAACGAGCCUAGCAGCUGAAAAUUGUCAUAACAAGAGCAACGACUUGUGUACUUCAUCUUUCUAUGAAAAAAAUUGUUAAGAAGUGAACUUGGAAGAAGCGUGCUUAGAAUACAAUCAGGCAGAGAAUAAAUUUUUCCUUGCAAACGUUGUCAGAUGUGAACGCAGAAAGCUUCUAAAUAUAACCGGGUUAUCAAUUUAAAUAAAAAAUCAGCGUUUUGUACAUCAUGAGUGCCAAUAAUGUAAGGCUCAAUAGCAAUGACACUUCAACGUGGAAUUGCAGUUCACUUGAAAGUUCUAAGAGAACAGAUGUUAGCAUAGUGGCUCAGAAAUUAUCACAAAGAAGCACGUUGACACGUAAAAACUGUUGUGAUAUUUGUGGCAUUGCCAGUUUGCUGCUUUUCGGAUUUAUGUUCUUAACCUUUGGAAUAAUCACAAUCAAGUAUACGUUGUUCGAGAUUGUGCUGAUGGAGCGAAUGGGAAUGGCAAAAAUUUAUCCAUCUUACUUUUGGUGGAAAGAUCCUGAACCUGAAGUUCUUAUGAAAGUUUUUAUUUUCAAUAUCACAAACUCCGAAGAAUUUAUUUCUGGGAAGGAUUCGAAACUUAAAUUGCAGGAAAUUGGACCGAUAACAUUUCAGGAAGUCUUGAAACAUAAGGAUAUCAUUUUCCAUUAUGAAAACUCGACACUUUCAUACACUGUAACGAGAAGUAUCGUUUUCAAAGAGACAGAAAACAUCAAAGGAAUUCUCAAUCAAUCAGUGACUGUUGCAAAUAUGGCAGCUUUGAGUGGAUCUUCCUUUGUGGCUGAUAAUUGGUUGUUAAGCACGUCGUACAAAGCUCUACAAAAGCUUUAUGGAACUCGUCCAAUAGUUAACACAACCAUCUAUAAUUACUUUUUCAACUUAACCGAUCCCAUUCUUGAAUUCACGAAAAAUAUUGUGCCGUUUCUCGUUCCAACAAAGGAUACCGGAAUUCUUCAAAAUAUUUACUCAAACUUCACUGACCGCGUGAAUGUACAAAUUGGUUUAAAACAUGGCAAUGAAAAUUUUUUCAAAAUCAACACAUGGAAUCAUCGAAGAAAUGUGCCAGGAUUUUACCCGGAAAACGGAGAUUGUAAUGCGAGAAUCGAUGGAAGUACCGAAGCUGCUUUAUGGCCUCAACUCUGCACAAAAGAAACAAUAAUUUGGUAUUGGCGGAAAACUCUUUGUCGUUCUGUGCCUUUAUAUUUCGAAGAAGAAAUUCAGAUGGGAUCACUUAACGCUUUUAAAUAUAUUCUGCGUGAUGACGUAUAUGAUCGACUUGAGAAUAAAACAGCUGAUUGCUUUAGAGGUUCAAAUCUGCCUGAUGGAUUGAGCGAUGUGUCAAAAUGUUUCUUUGAUCAACCGAUUGUCGCUUCCUUUCCGCAUUUCUACUCACGUCCCGGAAAGUUUUUAGACAAGCUCGAUGGGCUUCAUCCAGACCCGAACAAACAUCGAAGUUUCUCAAUAAUUGAACCCAUUUUAGGCGUUCCACUUAAACAAAAAGCUUCAUCACAAUCAAAUCUUGUUACAAAAGAUCUGAGAGGAUUCAAGCACGAUAUUGCUAAGUUCGGCGACAUGGUCAUUCCAAUGUUCUGGAUCGAAUACUAUCUCAAGGAAAUCACUCCUUUGAUAAUCAGCACAGUUGAUUUCAUUGUCAAUACAUUGCCAAAAAUCCAAUACUGGAUAUCUGCUGCUUUUAUUAUUCUCGGUUCUUAUUUACUAUUGAUGGGAUAUUUGCGAUUACGAAACAAUGAAGUUGAUGAAGGGAUGAAAAUGAAGAACGAAAAAUAAUUGAAAAGAUGACGAAGAAGAACAAGUUUCACCUCCGAAUUAUUGUCUUGCUGCUGUGGGAUCAAAAAGAAAUUUUAUUACACUUGACGUCUAGUAAUUCAUUACUUAAUUCUGUUAUGUUUUUUAAUAUUGUCUAGUGAUAAUUAUAGUGCUUAGAUAAAUUAAUGUUGUUGAAUAUUUUUCAUUUGUUUAAUAAUAAAAGUUUUUGUUGCUUAAUUAAAAC
Messenger RNA from Clunio marinus, 2467 nucleotides. The record is from the annotation of a GenBank genome assembly. NCBI's taxonomy places the organism in Eukaryota, Metazoa, Arthropoda, Insecta, Diptera, Chironomidae.